CCCACUCCACUGGAUACUCUUCCUUCUUCUGUUUCUUCGACGGGGGAUACGAGAUCGACGCUAAACUGAGUGCUCCUUUCACCGUAAAUCUCAAAUCAAGCAUUCACUGCUGUGGAUGAUGCCUCCGCUGUUGCUGCUGCUGCUGCUGCUGCUUGUUGAGUAGCCGAUCUUUGUGUGUGCUCUUGAAUGUGAGGGACAUUUCGUCUUCGGCGUCGUCGUCUUUGAGACAUGCAAGUUGGUUAAGGGAGAGUAAGAGGGAGGAGAGUAGUUGACCAUGGCAACAGGAUUGUGAAGGGGGAGAUGAGUUGUGAGGGGAAGAAGGAAGGGCCUGUUUGAUUUUUCUUUUUAUUUUUGAUUUUCGCUUGGGAGAGGUGGAUUCCGAGGCACGUGGUGAGUUUGCGAAGAGUUGUAGAGGCGGUUGGUGUGGACGCGCAAAGGAUUCGAAGGCUGCAAAAGUUGGAAGAGGGUUGUACACGACGCAAGCAGGACCUGCGAAGGCCACUUGAUAAUAAGGAUUGCCUUUGGUCUCUGAAAUACAAGCCACUCUGCAUUUUCGCGUGUUCAGCAUUUCUGUUUUUUUCUUUUUUUCUUUUUUUCUCCCUCCCCCCUCCUCAUUUUGCCUAUAUCUGUAGUUUCCUUAGCAGGAGUUUCUUCACAGCAAACAGCGAGAGAGAGAGAGAGAGAGAGAGAGAGCUAUAGCGAGAGCCUAAUCUAAUUUUAAUCUAUACCAAAUGGUGGCUCUCUUCUCACGCAGUUCACAGCCGCGGCUGCAUGCGAAACAACUUGAACUUGUUCAUGUUUGUCCACUGUCCACCAGCAAUUCGUCCAAUGCACUGUUAUUCCUGCUUCCGAAGGCUUGAGUUCCCAUCACUACCCUUCCUAGCAGGUAGCAUCUUGCAGCGAGAGCCAAAUUCCACGUUUUCUGUUAGUGCGAAAAGCUUCCUCGGACAUUCUCAUCGCGUUGAUUUCACAACACCGUUUGGUUGCGCCGCAUUGGUGCAAGGGUCUGGAAUAUCGGUGUUCACAAAGAACAGCUCAACGUUUAGUUCUUAGUGGGUGCAUCGGGUUUUGGUCCUCUUUUUUGAGUUGUUUUGCGACAAGAAAGCCAGGAAAGCUGGAGCUAGCACAAGUUCUUGCGGGGUUUGAGCGCGGAUACGGAAGGCCGCCGCCAGACAUGUCUAGUGCCUCUGCUUCGCUCCUGGUGCGAGAUAACGACGAAGGUGGCAAUCACAUGAGAGGUCGAGAAGCUGACUUGGAGCGCCUCAUGCGAUCAUUAAGCGAGGAGGUGAACUCGCAAAAUCAGAGUCAGAAUCCGCAGGUUGGACAUGAGGUGCAGCAGAAUUUCUUGCAGCCCUCGACCGUAUUUCCUGGUCAACGUGACUUCUCCGUGUCGUUCUCCCAAUCUCAACCUUCUUUCCUCCUAGAGCUGCUUUCCAUGUCUUCUCCUGCCGUUGGGUGGAACGGCUGCGCACUCCCUGACCCCGCCUUAUACUCAGCGGCUUCCCGCGAGUUUAAGAGCAGCACUGGAAACACUGGAUUUGCGACGUCCAGCAUCCAGGCCCAAUCACAGCAAGACGGGCUCUGGACCUCGGAACCGGAUUAUCCUCCAUGGUUCUCGCAAGAGAGCGUGGAGUCUCGUCACGUGAACAUGUACGUCGAUAGGCUUCAGGAUCUUCUGAGCACACCCGCAUCCUGGGAACAGCUGCAAGUUGUCUCCAGCAGCCCUGCUUUUACGAUUGAUAUGACGAUGGGCGCACCGACGGAGAAGACAUCCCAUUCAUCAGGAGUAACGGCUGUUAUGCACUCUCCCCGGGCAUCUCCUGGGGUGAUGGGAUCGCCGUCCACUUCCACACCUUUGAAUUCCGCCGCAUCCACUCUACCAAGCACGCCGAACUCCUCCAUGAGCUAUGGCAGCUUCAGCGAUGCAGCGGCAGAGGAAGGUCAUUCCCACCAUGGCAUUGGCGGCUCCAUUAGCCGGCCACCUUCGCUGCAACAACCCCAGCCCGUUGCGGGCCCGAGUGGGCGCAGCAGCACCAAACGCAAGACGCUUGACUGCGGCAUGGAAGAGAGCUGCGACGAGAUUCAGUCCCACGAUGCCAAGAAAUCAUGCAGCAAGCUGCGUAGAAAGGGACUUAAGCGAGUGAGAGAACCUCGGUACGCCAUUCAGACUCCUAGCGACGUGGAAAUCAUGGAAGAUGGAUAUAAAUGGCGCAAGUAUGGUCAGAAAGCCGUGAAAAACAGUCCCCAUCCACGGAGUUACUAUCGGUGUACACAUAUGAUGUGCCCUGUCCGGAAGAGGGUGGAGCGAUCCGCUGAAGACACAGGGUUGGUGAUCACAACGUAUGAAGGCACGCACACCCAUGUGUCGCCUGUGACUGGGUCCAGGGGUCCCUCCGAUGAGCCUCUUCUUUUCGCAUCUGGAGAGCACCCGCCUGGUGGCGCUCCAUUCCACCCGCCUACCUCAACUUCAACCAGCAGCUUUCCUCUUCAAGACGUUGCUCUUCCUGCACCAUCAGCAUCAGUCGUAAAGUAUGAGAUUCCUACGACCAUGGAUGCAGCCACUAGCAGUCAACACAAGUCAAGCCAGGGGGGUCCGUUGAGGCCAACCCCGAGUAUCAACCAGGUCGACCCGGCUAGUUUACUUGGCGGACCAGUUCCUGCCUCCGGAACCGCGAUACCGCCUCUUCCAGACUCUUUGCUACGGGCGCAGAAAUUACUCGACGGCGGACAGGACGAAGCACAACCACAAUUGGAUGGUGAUACUAGAUUCCGGAGUGGGUAUUUGAUGAAAGACUUGGGGCAUUUGAUGCAAGACGUCAUGUGCUGGGGCAACACACUGCCUCACCACGCAUCGCGUGCACAAGUGAUACAUCCUUUACUCUCCACUACGCCAUCUUCAGGCUGCUUCUCGACCGAAGGAUUGCUGGAGGACAUUGUCUGACAUUGACAGUUACUGAAAAAGUUGAUUGUGUCUAUCAUUUCGAGCUUGACGCUCUUUGAGGCGUAGAGCAUUGUUUGUUGCAGUUUGGUGCAUCUGCUGUUACCAGUACAUAUCUGUGGAGGUCCGGGUUCCUCUCCCUUGAUCACGAUCCUCCAUACCCCAGGACCAUUGACCUAAAAUUGCUUCAUCGGAUUUGAGUAAUCCUAAGGAAUCAGGGCAAUGGAGAUUAGCUCUAAAGCUUUGAUCGAAUACUGUCGGUCGAAGGUGCGAGACGACAGUGAGAUGAACUUGGACCUGCGUCCGGAGGUGGCAUGAUUUUGGCGAACAGUGGUUUGAAAUUAUAUCUCCUCCUUCGCCUCUGACUCUUACCCACUCUGUAAACAUGUAUGAAUCAUCCAGUCUUUAUAUAGAUAGUACAAUGAGCAGCGACCCUUUCAGGGCCGCGUGCGGGUGCAGGCUCUUGUCAUUACGGCCACAUUUUUCUUCGCGGCUUGCUUGCCACUUCGAGGACAUACCUAAAGAUCAUUUCGAUAAUUUUCACUGGACACUAGGCGAAGUAGAGGUAGAAUCCUUCAGUGUAUUAAACUUUUAGCUUUUGUCACCAAUUCGUUGAACAUUGUUCAAAGUGGAAACAAAAUCAAUGAAUUGAAGCAGUCCCGGAAGCUGCUACACCUUUUAUAGCCAA
Molecule: messenger RNA, 3626 nt
Organism: Physcomitrium patens
Lineage: Eukaryota; Viridiplantae; Streptophyta; Bryopsida; Funariales; Funariaceae
Biological process (GO): regulation of DNA-templated transcription
Molecular function (GO): sequence-specific DNA binding; DNA-binding transcription factor activity
Source: RefSeq, a predicted model, not a curated record